UAAGCCAAAUUUCGUACGUCUUUGGUACGACAACUUAAGUGGCAACUGAUCUGUUGCACGUGCUUACGAAAUAAUUCGAGUUGGUGGGUCUCCAACCCUACAGAAAUAUUCUCGAGUAGCGGAUGGAGGGAUGAAAAUCACGUAAUGGUAUCCAUUGCAUCGACUCCACGCAAUGGUCACAAUACAAAUCUUGAACUGUUUCGAAAACGAUAAAAUCAUGUACUCGAAAAUCGCUACUCUCUUCGUUGUCCUCGCCGUUGUUUCGGUUCAAGGUUUCGCCCCUGUCGCACAACCUCGUGUUGCCGCGAACACGGAACUCAACGCUUUCUUCUUCCAAAAGCCCAGCGAAGAGGCUGGAGCCGCCGUUGCAGCCGAAACUAAGAAGGUCAGCAACCCUUUUGCGAAGUUCGCUAAGCCUGCCGCCGAGAAGAAGGCCGCCCCAGCGAAGAAGGCUCCUGUAAAGAAAAUUGUUGCCAAGAAGGCAGUCGCCAAGAAGGCAGUCGCCAAGAAGGCCCCUGUGAAGAAGGUAGCCGCCAAGACGAAUUAUGCUGGAUUCACACCCGUGAAGGCCGAGAAGAAGACGAAGCUUACCAUCUUCGAACGUCAAUGUCACAUCAACUAAGACUUCAAGUCCGAAGAUUGAAUAGGACAGCUCGAGCCAUUAAUACUGUAUAAUUGCAAUAGAACAAAUUUUUGAAA
Molecule: messenger RNA, 699 nt
Organism: Pseudo-nitzschia multistriata
Lineage: Eukaryota; Bacillariophyta; Bacillariophyceae; Bacillariales; Bacillariaceae
Source: the annotation of a GenBank genome assembly